UUCAUCGAAGCAUUCAGCAGUGCUUACUUCUGGCUGAGAAAUUCGGAUUUUCUUCAAUUGCUUUUCCUGCCAUAGGAACAGGUAAAGCUAACUUGGAUCCAGCGACUUGUGCCAAAGAAACACUGAGUGGUAUAUUUCAGACCCUCCAGGAAAAUAAUAUUGAAAGUUUGAAGAUGAUUUGUGUUACGGUUUACGACCAGGGGCAAAUUCCGAUUUUUAUAGACGAAGCAAGAGCUCAGAGUACAGUUACAAGAGGAACAAGAAAAGGUCGUCGCCAAUCCAUGCGCCAACGCCAAAGCCUUACAGCUUUACAAAGAGUGGUACUUGAUGUAUAUGGAGCCAGCGAUAAAGUUGCCGAAACAGACGAGGACAUUGCAGCUUUUAUUAAACAGAACAUCCAAAAGGAAAUCAUUGAGUUGAAGGGACAUACACUAACACAAGCUGACAUAGCAGAAAUACGAGACCUUGAGGUCGAACGAGGAGUAACAGCCACCAUAGAUACAAAUACGUCAACAAUAUCGAUUGUGGGAUGUCCUGUGGAUGUUUCUCCGACUGUCAGCACUAUCUACAAAAUAAUCCAUAGGAAGAUAGAAGACAGAGCAGAGGAGGAAAAAGCUGCAGCACUCCAGCAGAAAAUUCAGUGGUGUUGGAUAGCUGCUAAAGAUCAGAGUAGGGAGCCUUUUGAUAAAAUGACAAACUAUCGCGUGGAAUUGGCUCACAGAGCAAGGGAAGGGGCAGUGGUGUACGAGAUAGAAGGCAGUCCUUGUAAGUUGGAUUUUAGCACUAUGACAGAGACGGAUUGCAGUAAAGGCAUUGUUACCCAGGUUAUACGAGAAGUCAAAGAUCCUUCCUUACCUUCUCAUUGGUCACCUCAACCACGUGACAGUGAUAUCCCGCAUGCUGUGCAUCAAGUUAAUAUAAAAGCUGGGGACCAGGAGUUCAACAAAGUGACCGAGCAGUUCAACGCCGCCUUUGACUCUGACGGUGUGCGAAGAAAGAAAAUCGUUCAACUGCUGAGAAUCCAGAACCCACAUUUAUAUAAGCAGUAUAAGACGUACAGUGCUAAACUGGAGCGUGAGAACCAAGGGGUGAACAAUGAGAUGUCACUUUUUCAUGGAACGUCAGAAGCUAAUUGCGAUUACAUAAGCCACCAAGGGUUUAACAGAAGCUUUGGUGGAUUAAACGUUGGCGCCAUCUUUGGAAAAGGGGUAUACUUUGCCAAAAAAGCCACCUAUUCUGCCCAGCCCUCGUACUGCAAGCCUAAUGCAGCCGGGGAGCAGUUUAUGUUCCUGGCCAAGGUACUUGUUGGAUCCUACACAAAGGGACACCGCAAGAUGCUGACUCCUCCCCCUAAAGAUCCUGAUAAACCACUGGAGACAUACAACUCUGUGGUAGACAAUACAAAAACACCGACCAUUUUUGUGAUAUUUUAUGACGCGCAAGCCUAUCCCGAAUAUCUAAUUAAGUUCAAGGCAUAG
This is a messenger RNA of Lingula anatina, 1478 nucleotides long. Its product is annotated as protein mono-ADP-ribosyltransferase PARP14. Gene Ontology annotation, molecular function: transcription corepressor activity; NAD+ poly-ADP-ribosyltransferase activity. Gene Ontology annotation, cellular component: cytoplasm; nucleus. Gene Ontology annotation, biological process: negative regulation of gene expression; protein poly-ADP-ribosylation. The record is from RefSeq and is a predicted model, not a curated record. NCBI's taxonomy places the organism in Eukaryota, Metazoa, Brachiopoda, Lingulata, Lingulida, Lingulidae.